UAAAGGACAAGCGACAUAGACACUAUGUGAUUUUCUUUAAAAUUAACUCGCUGUUCACUAUACUUAAACUCCUACCCGGAUCCGACCGGGCGAGCGACGACGGUCUACGACGUUUGGCGGCCUAGUCAACACUCAUAUACUGACAUCUCGCACCGUCACUGCAUACAAAACCACUGUUUGAAUAGCAAAAUGGCGGCAAAAUCACUGUGAUAACCCAUAUCUUUCAUCUAACAUUUCCAAUUAGGGUCCUUGGAACUCAGUUUUGCACCUCUGUUUCUUUGUCUUGGUUGAGUUUUGGAAUUAGGGUUUACUUAUCUGUUGAAUCGAUCUAAGCUUAACGAAACCGCAGCAAAAUGACAGCAGACGCCUUAUCAUCGGUUUGUAAUUUGGGAGUUCUGGAUUCUCUCUCCGAAGCUUCAAUCUCCGAGAUUUUGGAAAGCUGGAACAGCUUCUGUAUUAUAACAGAGACGAUCGUCAAAGGUGAUGAUACUGACUUAUCGUCAUAUUACUCGAAGUUCCAAUCCCACGUUUCUAGUCUAUGCAAGUACGGCCUUCGGGAUUUAGUCGAAGAACAUUUCCUUCUAUCUCUCCAGGAAACUUUAGAGAAACAUAGUGCACCCAAGUUUUGGAAGAAUUUUGAUGCUAAUAGUAAUGGCAUAGACCUUGAAACAAAUGACAAAGAUAUGCAAGAGGAUGUGGUGGAACUACUACUGUGUAAAGCUUUGGAAGAAAUAUCACUUGAAAAACAGUAUCAAGAAAAGUGUUUAUUGAUGUUGGUCAAUUCUUUACAAAUAUGCCAAGAUUACCCUUCAGAUGUGGAAAAUGUCUUAUUUUCUAAAUAUCAACUAAUUGUUUCUUCUGUUCUUAUGACCACUCUGCCUCGCCAAUUUCCUGAGGUACUUCACUGGUACUUCAAAGGAAGAUUAGAGGAGUUGAGUACAAUUAUGGCUGGAGAUUAUGAAGAAAAUAACGAAUCACAAGAUAAAAAUGACAUGGAAAAUAAUCGAUAUGGAAAAAUGGAUAUUGAUGGAAGCUUUGACCAGAAGAAAAAAUUGGAGGAUAAGUUGGUGAGGAACAUUGGAAUGGUUGUUCAUAAUCUCAGAAAUCUUGGAUUUACAUCUAUGACUGAAGAUGCUUAUGCUUCUGCAAUAUUUUUGCUUUUGAAGGCUAAAGUUUAUGAUCUAGCUGGCGAUGAUUACAGGAGUACUGUUUUGGAGUCUAUUAAGGGGUGGAUACAGGCUGUUCCUCUACAGUUUUUGCAUGCACUUCUUGAUUAUCUUGGUGAUUCCAAAAUUUAUCUAAGUCCUUCUAGUACAAAAUCACCUCUUGCAUCAAAUCCAUCAUCCUGUUAUCCAGGAACUAGUAAACCAUCUGAAGGAAUCAUUAGAUGGCAAUUGAGAUUAGAGUAUUUUGCAUAUGAAACAUUGCAAGAUUUGAGAAUUGCAAAACUUUUUGAGAUCAUUGUGGAUUAUCCCGACAGUGCUCCUGCUAUUGAGGACUUAAAACAAUGUCUUGAAUACACUGGCCAACACUCGAAACUAGUCGAUUCAUUUAUUUCUGCACUACGAUACCGGUUAUUGACAGCUGGCGCUUCAACAAAUGAUAUAUUGCAUCAAUAUGUUUCAACUAUAAAAGCCCUUAGAACAAUAGACCCUGCAGGCGUUUUUCUAGAAGCAGUUGGUGAACCAAUUAGGGAAUAUUUAAGAGGAAGGAAAGACACCAUUAAAUGUAUUGUCACCAUGCUUACAGAUGGCAGUGGUGGAAAUAAUAAUGGACCUGGAAAUAAUGGAGAUAGUCUCCUUGAAGAAAUAAAUAGAGAUGAAGAAAAUCAAGAAAAUACUGGUCUUGAUGAUGAUAUUAAUACUGAUGACAAACAAGCAUGGAUCGAUGUCCAACGCUGGGAACCUGACCCUGUAGAGGCGGACCCCCAAAAGGGAAGCCGAUACAGAAGGAAAGUAGAUGUACUUGGGAUGAUUGUUGGUAUAAUUGGUUCAAAGGAUCAAUUGGUUAACGAAUACCGUGUCAUGUUGGCUGAAAAGCUACUAAACAAAACUGAUUAUGACAUUGACACUGAGAUACGCACAUUGGAGCUUCUCAAGAUACAUUUUGGUGAAAAUAGCAUGCAGAAAUGUGAGAUCAUGCUCAAUGAUCUGAUUGGUUCGAAAAGAAUAAACACAAAUGUAAAAGCCACAAUAAAUCAGUUAUCUAAAACAGGUGCCGAAUCCCGGGAGCAUGAGACUCCAUUUGAUAUAAUUAACGCCACAAUCAUAUCUUCAAAUUUCUGGCCACCUAUCCAGGAUGAGGAUGUGAACAUACCUGAGCCUAUGGACAAGCUUUUAAAUGACUAUGCAAAAAGAUUUCAUGAAAUUAAAACUCCUCGCAAACUACUAUGGAAGAAAAACCUUGGUACAGUAAAGUUAGAAUUGGAAUUUGAAGAUAGAACACUGCAGUUCACAGUCACUCCUGUACAUGCUUCAAUCAUUAUGAAAUUUCAGGAUCAAACAAGUUGGAGUUGUAAGAAUCUUGCGGAUGCUAUUGGAGUGCCUGUUGACACUCUUCAAAGAAGGAUAAAUUUUUGGAUAAGCAAGGGGAUUGUUUCAGAAUCUUCCAGUAAUGACCCUAACGACCACUUAUAUACACUGGUGGAUAGCAUUUCUGACGGGGGUAAAACCGUCAUUAGUAAUGAAGAGUUGGUAGCUGAUGACGAUUCCGAAAGAUCAGUAGCCUCUGUUGAGGAUCAAUUACGCAAAGAAAUGACUGUCUAUGAGAAAUUCAUCACUGGGAUGCUUAAAAAUUUUGGUAGCAUGGCCUUGGAUCGAAUUCAUAACAGUCUCAAGAUGUUUUGUUCUGAUCCUACUUAUGACAAGUCACUUCAACAGCUACAAUGCUUUUUGUCGUGGCUAGUUGCAGAAGAGAAGUUGGAAAUUAGAGACGAUACAUAUUUUUUAAAGAAAUAAUAUAUAUAUUUGUUUGUAUCUUGUUUGGCCUUUGUGGGUUGUAAAAUUAGAAAUUUAACUUUGAUUUUUAUGAAAUGAUUGUGUUUAUAACACCGAAUGUGGUGUUUUAGUUUAAAGUUUCACAUGUACAAGUUGGUUCUUCAGUUUUGAAUUUAUUAUUAGUUUAGACAAAAUUGCUAAAAUGGAUCCCUAUGGUUUCCUAA
Molecule: messenger RNA, 3160 nt
Organism: Lactuca sativa (garden lettuce)
Lineage: Eukaryota; Viridiplantae; Streptophyta; Magnoliopsida; Asterales; Asteraceae
Gene: APC2
Product: anaphase-promoting complex/cyclosome 2
Biological process (GO): protein K11-linked ubiquitination; ubiquitin-dependent protein catabolic process; metaphase/anaphase transition of mitotic cell cycle
Cellular component (GO): anaphase-promoting complex
Molecular function (GO): ubiquitin protein ligase binding
Source: RefSeq, a predicted model, not a curated record